Aspergillus nomiae NRRL 13137 is the source of this 1071-nucleotide messenger RNA. RefSeq lists its product as uncharacterized. Lineage: Eukaryota; Fungi; Ascomycota; Eurotiomycetes; Eurotiales; Aspergillaceae. Bases 1 to 1071 code for a protein of 356 amino acids. The transcript has 2 exons. The record is from RefSeq and is a predicted model, not a curated record.
AUGGCAUCGCCGGGGCCCUCUACCCCUACUACAUGGCAGGAAAGCUCUUGUCAAGCCCCAGGAUCGACCUUCCCAGAGAACAUGUCACUGUUCCCGUUGACACCGACCGAUAGCUCGCUAUCUAUAGGCAUAACCCAGGCACAGGAUGAAAACUCGUUCUUAUUGGAUCUACUGCCGUGCGCCAGUCUUAACACUGAGUCUAGCGAGUUGGCCACCUUGCAGUAUCCGUUGUUCGAAACGCCUGUACUCAUGUCUGUGCCACACUCAACACAUAAUGUCCACAGGCUCGAAUUUAAUACGACAGAGACCACAUUUAUAGCCUCCAACAAGAGCUGUCCAAUAGACGUAACAGAUCAAUCCACCCUCGUGCAUACCACCCGACGGAAUGCCGCCACCGUUCCCAAGCUUCUCAUAAGGGAUGAUUUUGAGCAAUACCUAGAGGCAGAAAUACCACGUUGGGCAGCGUUGGGAUUGGGUCAUGGCUCAGAAGCAAGCAACCCAACGGUCACCCUGGUGGAAUGCUCGAGCCUAGCGAUGGCUUACUCAAAUGUCUGUCAGCUGAACAGUCGUGUCGGCGAUGAUGUUAUUCGAUAUCGCAUGGCGCUAAUCCAUCUUCAUCAGGAAUAUCUGCGGACCUGUAAAUCUGGUAACCGCGGACAAAACAGUAGAUUCUCCCGGGGGAUCGGCCGCAGUGACGCAUCUAUGGCCAUCGAUAACAUCUUACAAAACAACCACCAGAAUUGGGAUAUCUUGGACGAUAAGGGAAGAGCGGUAUUACGUGCUAAGUUCCAUGAGUGCAAGCGGUAUGGGAAGAGGUGGUCACUUCUGCUUGACGGCUUGGGGCACAGUAUACUGUUGCUCUGCUCUCAGAAGCUGGCUAACAUGGUUCAUAACUCCAAUGUGACGCUAAAGGCUCUAGAGUCCAUUAUGAAAGACAUCCAAUAUCGCAAUCCGAAUGUCAUGGAAAUUCUUGAGGUGGUGAGGCCCAUAGCAGAUGGUCUGUUGAAGGAAGGCCGGGUCACGUGUGAUGCCAGUGUUAUUCUGGCAAAGCUCCGGCAAAUGCGAACAUAG